Molecule: messenger RNA, 1807 nt
Organism: Bactrocera tryoni
Lineage: Eukaryota; Metazoa; Arthropoda; Insecta; Diptera; Tephritidae
Exons: 6
Coding region: 632-1762 (376 amino acids)
Molecular function (GO): enzyme regulator activity; calcium ion binding
Source: RefSeq, a predicted model, not a curated record
UAAAAAUAAAAAAAAAUUCAAAAAAUAAAGAAAAAUUUUUGCUGGCUGCUAAGUCCAGCAACACAAAUAACUGCACACACACACACGCAUACGCGUAAACUCAAUUAAAAAAGCAGAUGUCAAAAGCAGCUGCAGCGCGUAAACGAAAAUUGACAUGUGAAUGACCUGCUAGUACAGUUAUUCGUGACAGUGUGCAGCAACGCGUUGUAUAAAUGACGAAGCGGUGUCUGCUAUGUACAUACAUACACGCUGGUAAUUAGUGCAAUCAGUUAAAUGACAUUUUCACCAUUGUAAAUGCACGCCAAUUGAUGCUGUCAAUUAAGAGCGCGCGUGAACGCGGACAACUACGAAAACUACCACAAAACAAAAUAGCGCGUUCGUGUGCGUGUGGCAGAACAGGGUGUUGGCGACGGCGUUAGAACGGGGGCAUGCCGCGGAAUUGCAUUUAAUACACAAACAAAUACAACACAAGGCAGCGUGUUGUUGUUGCAAAUUUUGUUUUUGACAUUUCAAUAUUCUGCAGCAACGCCGAAAUUCACUUAACACCGCCAAGUUGGAAGGAAAAAAACUAUUCGCGGCUGUUAAUAAUAUUUUAGCCGGUUCGAGCUUUGCCCGCGAACUCAGGCAACUAAUGACGAGAAAGACUACAGGCGUCGCGGAUGACACGGCUGCUGGCGGCGACAGCGCGGACGCACAACAGCUUGAGGACGCUGCGCACUACGAGCCACCAGCUGGCUACAGUUCCGAUACAACAGCAACAACACCGCCAACACAACAACAACGCGAGCAGCAAGCGAACAGCAUGGCUGCCGCGAACGCGGAAGCAGCGUGCAGCGGCGGAGCGGUCUCGCUACGACAACGACGUGUCUCCGAAUUGGUGCUGGACUCAUACAGCGGCCGUACAGCGACAGCAACACAAGAUUACGACGAUGCGGCAGCCGUGGACCUCGAUGAGUAUGAGGAAGACGAUUACGAAGAUGGCGUUGAUGGCGAAAACGAUUAUUACGACGAAUCGCCGGUGCAGCGCAACGCUAGAUUCUUACAGCCACGUAGACAACAAAGGAAAAUCGAAUUGCCGGAGCAGGCGACGACUAGCUCGGCGGCGAAAGGCGGCGUCAAACGGCCAAAGCGACGCAUUAAGACCGCACGUCAAUUCUCGCAGCGCACCACUUCGACCGAGUCCACGGAGAGCGGCGUGCGUCCAUGCAUAUCGAAGGGUCAAAUGCGCGAAUUUCGCGAAGCAUUUCGCUUAUUCGACAAGGAUGGCGAUGGCUGCAUAACGAAGGAGGAGUUGGGCACCGUAAUGCGUUCAUUGGGUCAAUUCGCGCGUGUCGAGGAAUUGCAGGAAAUGCUGCAGGAAAUCGAUGUGGACGGCGAUGGCAAUGUUAGCUUUGAGGAAUUUGUGGACAUACUCUCCAACAUGACAUAUGAAGACAAAUCGGGGCUUUCCUCUGCCGAUCAGGAGGAACGUGAGUUGCGCGACGCAUUUCGUGUGUUCGACAAGCAUAAUCGUGGCUAUAUAACGGCCUCAGACCUGAGAGCGGUGCUGCAGUGCUUGGGCGAGGAUCUGGAUGAGGAAGACAUUGAAGACAUGAUAAAAGAAGUGGAUGUCGACGGCGAUGGACGCAUUGAUUUCUAUGAGUUCGUGCAUGCGUUGGGCGAGCCAGAAGACUCACAAGAAAACGAUGACGAGAAUGAGGAGGAAAAUACUACUUCACCAUUACCAACACCAAAAUCCGUUGUGUCGAUGACGUAUGACUAAGGAAUGCAGAAUUUUGACAGCUAAUGACGAAACUGCUUAGCGAAA